This is a messenger RNA of Phymastichus coffea, 2717 nucleotides long. It is a transcript of the gene slif, whose product is annotated as high affinity cationic amino acid transporter 1. The coding region runs from base 113 to 2014 and encodes 633 amino acids. Gene Ontology annotation, molecular function: amino acid transmembrane transporter activity. NCBI's taxonomy places the organism in Eukaryota, Metazoa, Arthropoda, Insecta, Hymenoptera, Eulophidae. The record is from RefSeq and is a predicted model, not a curated record. Gene Ontology annotation, biological process: amino acid transport; transmembrane transport. Gene Ontology annotation, cellular component: plasma membrane. The transcript is spliced from 11 exons.
AGGCAAUAAAAGUGCGCUACGAGCGUACUCGGAAAAGAAGAGAUCCGCUCGCCGCGGAAAAGAGCGAGCAAUCACGUUACAAUCGCGACUGCGGCCACGCGCGGAGGUACAGAUGACUGGUCGUCCAAGCGAACGCGGCUAUGCCGUGGCACGACGAGCGAACGGUGGUGAAUCUCGGCAGAGGCGAGACGCGAGGAGCUCGGCGAUGGCGUGCGGAAUUUGGAGGGCGCUGUCGCGGCGGCGCGCGGACGACCAGGCGGACGACAGGAGCGAGCUGGCGCGCGUGCUGGGUCUGCUGGACCUGACGGCCCUCGGCGUCGGCUCGACUCUCGGCCUCGGCGUCUACGUGCUCGCCGGCAGCGUGGCCAAGGAGACCGCCGGGCCCGCCGUCUGCAUCUCCUUCCUCAUCGCGGCCGUCGCCUCGGCGUUCGCGGGCAUGUGCUACGCCGAGUUCGCGUCGAGGGUGCCGAAGGCCGGGUCGGCCUACGUCUACAGCUACGUGACCGUCGGCGAGUUCAUCGCCUUCGUCAUCGGCUGGAACCUCAUACUCGAGUACGUGAUCGGCACGGCCAGCAUGGCCCGAGGCGUGAGCAGCUACAUCGACGUGCUGACGAAUCACACGAUCGAGCGGGCUCUGCGCUCGGCCAUGCCCAUCGACGUCUCCUUCCUGUCCAAGUACCCGGACUUCUUCGCCCUCGUCAUGGUCGCCUUCCUCACCGUCUUCCUCACCAUCGGCGUCAAGGAGUCGUCGAUGCUCAACAAGAUCUUCACCAGCAUUAAUCUGCUGACCAUCGGCGUCAUCGUGGUCUCCGGCGUAAUCAAAGCCGAUCCGGCCAACUGGUCGAUCAGGCCGGCCGACAUCCCGGCGAACGUGACGAACCCGGGCGCGGGCGGCUUCGCGCCGUUCGGCGUGAAGGGCGUGAUGGAGGGCGCGGCGAUCUGCUUCUACGGCUUCGUCGGCUUCGACGCCGUGGCCACCACUGGCGAGGAGGCGAAGAAGCCCCAGCGCAACAUACCCCUGGCCAUCGUCAUGUCGCUGGCCAUCAUCUUCCUCGCCUACUUCAGCAUCUCCACCGUGCUCACGAUGAUGUGGCCCUACUACGACCAGGACGCGCAAGCUCCCUUCCCGUACGUGUACGACCAGAUCGGCUGGCCGACCGUCAAAUGGAUCGUCAACAUCGGUGCCGUGUUCGCGCUCUGCACCAGUCUGCUCGGCGCCAUGUUCCCCCUGCCGCGCGUCCUCUACGCCAUGGCCAGCGACGGCGUCAUCUUCAAGUUCCUCGCCAGGGUUCACCCCAGAACCAUGACGCCCGUGCUGGGCACUCUCAUCUCGGGCGUUCUCACCGGAAUCAUGACGCUGCUGUUCGACCUGCAGCAGCUCAUCAACAUGAUGUCCAUCGGCACGCUGCUCGCCUACACCAUCGUCGCUGUGUCGGUGCUGAUCUUGAGGUACCAAAAGACCGAUCUGCCAACGCAACCGCCCGCCAGCUCCAAGACAGCCGGUCCCUCAUACUCGACGCCCAUCAGCUACUUCAAGGGAAUCUUCAAUCUCCACAAUCAGAAAGAGUCAUCGGAGUUCUCCACCUCCGUCGCCCAAUAUGGCGUUUUAAUUUUUGGGAUCGCGGUGUUCGUCAUCGGCUUGCUGCUCAACAACUACAGCCUGCUCGAAGGCCACUGGCCGUCCGUUUUGUUCGCGAUCGUGCUACUAAUCGCCGUGCUCACGGCUACGGCAAUAGGACGGCAACCGGUCCAAGAAAUCGACCUGUCGUUUAAGGUGCCACUCGUACCCCUGAUUCCUUGCCUCAGCAUCGUCAUCAAUUUGUAUCUGAUGCUGCAGCUGGAUAUAUACACGUGGAUUCGAUUCGUGGCGUGGAUGGUCGUAGGAUUUUGCAUAUACUUCUUCUACGGAGUAGGUCAUAGCGUGCAAGGUGAGCGAGACAGAUUAGAGGCUGAAACGCUCGCGAGAAAGUACGCCAACCACGUUAGCCCCGUUCAAAUUAUCACAAAGUGCUAGUUUGACUCGGGUCUUCGCUCAUCGAUCACCCUAACUGUAUUUUGUCGCUGAGCUGCAGUAUUAUUAUCCAUAACGCAUCCCAACUUUUGAAACUCGUUUAGAUUUAUUCGAACUUGUUGCGUCUUCGAUGACUGAAAAAAACAGUCGGAUUUUUGUGCAUUAACGUUAGCUUUUUAAAUGAUUAGGAAAACGUUUCUGAAAGAUAUUUUUACGAAGAAUGACACUCGAUACAGACCCAAAAACCAUUUGUACGCGUAAUCAAGACUGUUUUCAUUGUUUUGAUUAUAGUUAUCAACUCUUUUCUGUGAACCAAUUUCGUGCCAGUUGUAGUUUUUCUAGAUCGAAUAAGAUGAGCCUUUUGUUCAUUUUGUAUUGAUCCUUUAAGUCCAUUCCACGUUAAUCACGUUAAUUAAUUAUUUACAUCAAAUACUGAUAGACUGUAUUGUUGAAAAUUCAAAUUAAUUAUUUUGCGUUACACUUGUGCGGCAUGAUUUUUUGUUAAUGGCUGUGCCAAUUCUUUAUACAAUAUGUUAUAGCACAAGGCGCAGACUAAAAUAAUCGCGCCAUGUAAAUACAAAAGUUAUCCUUUUAUUUCAUACACGAACAUGUGUAUAUAUGCAUAGAUUAUCAUCUUUCAACCAAUUCUUUUUAAUGUUUUCUUUUGUUUUUUUUUAUUAAGUACUUAAUCAUACUUGUCAUUAUU